Molecule: messenger RNA, 3583 nt
Organism: Orbicella faveolata
Lineage: Eukaryota; Metazoa; Cnidaria; Anthozoa; Scleractinia; Merulinidae
Biological process (GO): octopamine biosynthetic process; dopamine catabolic process; norepinephrine biosynthetic process
Cellular component (GO): secretory granule membrane
Molecular function (GO): dopamine beta-monooxygenase activity; copper ion binding
Source: RefSeq, a predicted model, not a curated record
UCCCAUAGCCCUCUUCGAUUCUCUUAGCCAGCGCGGCCACAAAGGGCUCUGCGGACAUAGGAUUUUCGAAUUGAUUCGAAUUUUUUUGAUUGGCUGUUUGAAAACAAAGAAAUCUUGAACGGAAGUUAAAAUGUUCGCGCGGAUUGCAGUCGCGAAAAUAUGAAACAGCUGUGGUCAGCUAUGUUUAAAAUGAAGGACCAUUAGACAGCUGACCUGCAAUUCGUUUAUCUUCACGGUCUGGUCUCGCAUCAAGGCAUUUAAAAGUGAAACAACGAAAAGAAACGAUUCAGUUGCUCUAUGCCACGAGUCAAAGAAAAAGGGCAAUAACUGGAAAAUCAAUGACUGUCGGUAAAAAACAAAAUUAAAUAGUCUCUUUCUUUAAAAUCACAAUGUUCCUUAUCGCCUCUAUCUGUUUCACUCUGACGAAAACAUUCUCCAAAUUGAUACCACUUAAGGUCUGAGAUAAAGAUUUCUCGAAUCCUGCCUCGACGGCCGCCAUUGACAUUCUCCGAAACAUUACGACUGCAUACAUAAAGAACGGAAGUCCAAAAAUCUAGGACUGGGAAAUCCUUUGUCUCCAGCCUUCGUUUCUCGCGCCAAGGCCGCGCCGGCUAAGAGAAGCGAACAGGGCUAUAGGAACGGGAAUGAACAAAUCUUUAAAUACCUCGUUCCCAGGCUAAGCCCUGUUCACGUCUGUUAUUUGGAGCUCAAAAGAGCUUGAACCCUACUUGCUUAAGCUGAUACAACAAACCACCCAUUCAAUUUAAGUUUAGGAACACGGACCUUAUUCACGCAAAGUAUAAUCCACAACGCAACGAACUCUAUGGUCAGCUCUGCUCUUGCAGCGUUAGCAAUAACCUCAAACAGUAAAUUUACUUUCCAGUGGUAUCCAUGGAAAAUCAUCAUGUCUCAGCUCAAUCCGUGUUAAUAUGCUUCGGAGCAUUUCGGAGCUAGUAUGUUCUGAAGUUUCCGAUUUCCUGUACCUUUUUGAAUGUCUAUGCGAGGCUUACUGCUUUUUCAGAUUGGUAAAAUUUCCACUCAGAUCUGUUGUUAGUUUAUCGGCUGCAGUCGAACAGUAACUGGAACUCUAAAAAGGGAGUCAUCUUAUUUCCCAGCCAAACCCUUGAGAGUGGGUCAUUAUACAUAUUUUGAUACCUUUUGGCUGGUUUUAAUAAGAGUAACGCGUUGUGUUAGGUUCUUUCUUUAUUAGCGUACCCCCGGUGAUUUCUCUUAGAAUCGAACCUUCAAUCAAAGAUUAUAACUAAUGCAUAUUUGUUACGUCACUUACGUCCGUCGAAUUCAACCCGACCCAGGUUCCACACUAGACAACGGUAGCCCACAACAAGCUCACAUGGUUUAAGGGCCUCUUUCACGAUAAUGCGCCUGUACGACUUUGAAAGACACUUGAGGGUCCAUUAGAAGGUUUUUAACCAAUAGAAAUUGAACGGCUUGGUACCAGGCGCCACCCAGAAUAAUCAGAGAUUUUUUUCGUAUAUUUUCAUAAUAUCCCUUUGUCUUUGGAAAGUUUGAUCCUUGCUACGGAACGUGCUGCUUCGUGUACCUCCCCUCGAGGACAUCAAAAAUUUCUCUACAGUCCUUCAUAUGCUUUACUGGACCCUACAAAAAUGGCAGGUAAUUUCUUUAAUACCGUCACUACAACUUUCACACCAUCCCUCACAAGGUCAAUGGAGAACGAUUUUCCUCGGAGAAGGCAACUUAUAUCAUUGGGCCGUCGGUCUAUUAAAUCAAAUGCUGGACAUGCGCAGAAGUUUGAAACAGGCCCCUAAAUGAAACAGUAACUGGAGAGCUUAAGCAAUGACGACGGCGACCCCGCAUACAACGCCUAGUAAAAAAUUAAUAUAUAUUCUACCUUCGAAUUUAGCAAUUGUCUAGAUCUGUUUACUCGCCUAUUGGUCAUACUUGCUAAAUAUGUAACGCCAGCGAUUAAUUCCAAAUGAAAAUACGUAAAUUAGCUGCCGUCGUUCCCGUUCUCCAAAAGACGCAGAACUUAGUCAUUUCACGUUGUUGUUUUGUAGAAGGCAAAGAAAUGUGCAAAGAUUUGUAACGCACAUGCACAGCAAUUGUUCCACUCAUUGAACCUUUUGUUUGUUGGCGUUCUCGCGCGGUGCCAUGGCCGUCGUGGUUUGCUUAAGCUCUCUGCACAGGCACGCAGUGACGGGAGUAAAGGGAUGCCCUAUUUGCAGACAAUAACAUCAUAGAAAUCGCGCUAAAAUCAUGAUUAAGUGUGGAAAAGAAAAAUAAAUUGCAAAUGCGAACGAGCGAAGUUUUAAAUUCAAACCCAGCAAAGGACAUAACACACAAUCUUUGCGGUUUUCCCGAUUUAUAAAUCGGUUUUGAUUUCAAUAUCUGAGUUUGCCGACAGACUUCAAUAUACGCAAUUAAAGAGAGGCUGGUUGAAACAUAAACAGAGUGCUUAUAGUUAAAUCACAAAAAAGUGGACAUAAAAUAUAUUGAUCGUGCGACAGACUCAAGACAGGUAGGCGUAACUCAAGUGCUGGCGUUCAUUCUGUUGAAGAUGCGACACUAUUUAAUCCAUCUUGUAAUGGCUCGUGUUCUUCGGAUUUUUCAUUCAAUGCUCUAUGUGGUCUCCACAGAAAGUUGCAUGUAUUCUAACAAAAUCGCACUCGGUUACGAAGGAAAUUACAAUGUUUCGUACAAUCUCAAUGCAUCCUCUGAUACGCUAGAGUUUUUGCUGGAAGCAAGAGCAACAGGGUGGGUCGGUUUCGGUGUUGCUGAAACUGCGCCAAAUAACAUGAGCGACUACGAUGUAGCUGUAGGAGGUGUAUUGAGUAAUGGAACAGGUUACCUAAAGGAUUAUUACACUCGAGGACAAACUCUACCAGAAAUUGACAACAAUCAGGAUUACCAACUGGUGUAUGCAUCAGAGAUAGGUGGAUACACAGAGCUGAUGUUUCAGAGACCACGUGAUACCGGUGAUGGCACUGAUAUACAGUUUGCGGUCGAAGAAGAGAAGUACAUAAUCUGGGCCUACGGUAGUGAUGACACCAGGAGCCCUAAUGACUUUGAUCGACAUGCUGCAAGGGGCGUUGGUGACAUGCAGCUUGUUAUAGUUGACAAACCUCCUAUCCCUACCAAGGCCGCCGCAGUAUCCUUGCUGCAUUCAUGCAUUAAUACAAUCUUAAUUGCAGCCGCAAUAGUAUUCUUAAAUGUUUUGGUGAUGUAAAAUGUUGGUAAAAAAAGAAUUAAUUAAAUUUCCACCGUUUUUUACAAGACACGGGAAGCCUUGUCGUAAUGUAAGAUAAAAGAAAGGUCGGCUGACUCCUUAGCAAAACCUUGAUUGCUCAAGGCACCCAUUAAGACCACAGCCUGACCAGCUAAAUUAGUCAUGUAGUAAAUUAUCCUAAACACAGUCUUUUGUAAUAAGACGUCGUUUAGAAACGAAUAGUAGAGGAGGAAGAUACCAAAGGUGUGGCCUUUUUUCUCUUUGUAAUUUUAUUUUAUUUUUUUACCAUUUUCCAUUUUCUGAUUAAUAUCAUAUUUUUGUUGUUGGUUAUGUAUUGACGACUCGUGAGCAUUUUGUUUAAAUAAAGAAGUUAUAACA